UUUGGGGUACAUAGGGGUACAUUUGGGGUCUCCCUACCCUCUGCCCCCCCAGGAGGUGAGUGGGGGUCUCCAUACCCCCACUUUGGGGUACACAGGGGUUCAUUUGUGCCCCCCCCGCCCUCUGCCCCCCCAGGAGGGGGUGGGGGUCUCCAUACCCCAUCUUUGGGGUACAUUGGGGUACAUUUGGGGUCUCCCUGCCCUCUCCUCCCCAGGAGGUGGGUGGGGGUCCCCAUACCCCCCCUUUGGGGUACACAGGGGCUCAUUUGUGUCUCCCCCCAGGAGGUGGACAUCUACACGGUGAAGGUGGAGGAGCUGACGUUCACGGCGCCGUUCUGCCUGCAGGUGAAGCGCAAUGAUUACGUCCACGCGCUGGUCGCCUACUUCAACAUCGAGUUCACGCGCUGCCAUAAGCGCACCGGCUUCUCCACCAGCCCCGAGUCGCCGUACACGCACUGGAAGCAGACGGUUUUCUACAUGGAGGAUUACCUGACCGUCAAAACCGGGGAGGAGAUUUUUGGUACCAUCACCAUGAAGCCCAACGCCAAGAACAACGUGAGUGGGGGCAUUGGGGACAUUGAGGGGACAUUGGGGGCACCCAGGGGACACUGGGGACACACAGGAGGCAUUGAGAGGACAUUGGGGGCACCCAGGGGACACCCAGGGGACAUUGGAGGCAUUGAGGGGACACUGGAGAUACCCAGGUGGCACCCAGGGGGCACCCAGGGGGCACCCACGGGACACUGGGGACACUCGGGGGGCACCCAGGGGACACUGGGGAGACAUUGA
Molecule: messenger RNA, 786 nt
Organism: Phasianus colchicus (ring-necked pheasant)
Lineage: Eukaryota; Metazoa; Chordata; Aves; Galliformes; Phasianidae
Source: RefSeq, a predicted model, not a curated record